Geodia barretti is the source of this 247-nucleotide messenger RNA. The record is from the annotation of a GenBank genome assembly. NCBI's taxonomy places the organism in Eukaryota, Metazoa, Porifera, Demospongiae, Tetractinellida, Geodiidae.
GACGAUGAAUUUGAUGUGUAUAGUGCUCAGGUUGCCUGCAGACAACUGGGAUUUCCCACUGCUUUUCCUACACAAAUUACUAACGUGCACGGAGCAGGACCAACACACAUGGAUAAUGUCAGGUGCAGUGGAAGUGAGGUUUCCCUAUUUGACUGUCGACAUGAUGGACCAGGAGCUCACAAAUGUGAUGGGCAUUAUCAUGACGUUGGCAUUAAUUGUUCAGGUAAGCAACGUGUGCGAGAAUACA